AUGAAGAAUAUUUUUUGCCUCGGUCGGGUUAGGGUUAUUUUUCAUGUUGCUGGGAAAUACAGGUAUAUCAUAUCCUACAAAAAGGCAUGGAUUGCAAAGUGUAAGGCAAUUGAGUCGCUGUAUGGAAAUUGGGAGACAUCUUACAACGAUUUGCCGCAGUGGAUACUGGUAAUGAAAACAUAUCUACCAGGUACCAUUAUAGAAUUGCAAUCCUUACUUGUGAUUUCAAAUUAUGGUUCACACUUGGGUGACCAAAGGAUAUUUCAUCGCCUGUUUUGGGCGUUUCGACCAUGUAUACAUGGUUUCGCGUAUUGUAAACCUAUUGUGCAAGUUGAUGGAACAUGGUUGUAUGGCAAGUACAGAGGGACUCUGUUGAUGGCUGUGGCACAGGAUGGGAGCGGGAACAUAUUUCCGAUAGCGUUCGCAUUGGUUGAAAGUGAGACAAAGGAAGCUUGGAGUUUAUUUCUUAAGAUCUUAAGAAUACACGUUACUCCCCAAGCAAAUAUGUGUCUAAUAUCAGAUAGGCAUGAAUCAAUAAAGAGUGCAUAUAACAAUCCGGAAAAUGGACGGCAGUAUCCUCCAUCAUCACACGUCUAUUGCAUUAGACACAUCGCGCAAAACUUCAUGCGCGAGAUAAAAGACAAGGAUCUGCGCAAAAUAGUUGUUAACAUGGGUUAUGCGUUAACAGAGGCGAAAUUUAACUACUAUCGGGGGAAAAUCCGAAGAACAAACAACGACGCUUUAUCAUGGAUAGACAACAUCCCUCGGGAGAAGUGGGCAAAGGCAUUUGACGGAGGGCAACGCUGGGGUCACAUGACAACUAACCUAGCAGAAGCAAUGAACUUGGUGCUAAAAGAAACUCGAAACCUUUCAACCACUGCAUUGGUCAAAUCUACGUACUAUCGAUUAGGAUCACUAUUUGGUAGAAGAGGCCAUCAAUGGACAAAAAUGUUAGCCUCUGGGCAGGUUUUCACUGAUAACUGCAACAAGGGGACGGCUGAGGAAGUCAUCAAAGCUAACACGCAUAACGUCAUGCAGUUCGAUCGCGAGAGAUUUUAUUUCAUGGUCCAAUAG
Lathyrus oleraceus (garden pea) is the source of this 1074-nucleotide messenger RNA. RefSeq lists its product as uncharacterized. Lineage: Eukaryota; Viridiplantae; Streptophyta; Magnoliopsida; Fabales; Fabaceae. The transcript has a single exon. The record is from RefSeq and is a predicted model, not a curated record. The coding region runs from base 1 to 1074 and encodes 357 amino acids.